AUGCUUCGCCGUCCCGCCACCACCAUCACUCUAACCUCCACGGACCUGGACGCCUACGAGGCCAACCGCCAGCGCAAGAUUUGGGAGAAGCAGCAGCAGCAGCAACAAGCCCAAGCUGCGCAGACUGCCAACGGCCCUAAUAACCCCAUGGGUUCGGGUCAGCAUGGCGCAGCCCGAUCACAGCAGCGGAGCCAAAAAGAUCGCAUCAUGGGUGGGCAGUCGCGUCAGGGCGUUCAAUAUGCUCUGGAGUUUGGGAGUACAGAAAUCGGUAGCGGGGGCCCUGAUCCGACUGGUGGCUUCGUCCAAUAUGUGUCAAAGGAAGUUGCUGCAAGCACUCCGCUCAUUGGCAAUUCUUCAGACUUGAUCUACAUCGGAGUAGAUAGUUCCAAUGUCUACACGGCCGGUGGACCCGGAAGACCAAGCGUCCGACUUGAGAGCAAACUUACCUUCACAGAAGCACUCUGGACAGCUGGUUUGACCGACUGGCCUAUUGACGGGGAGAUCGACAUCAUCGAGAACGUAAACGACGCUCGCGCUAACAACGCUGCUAUCCACGCCGCUGACAAUUGCGGUGUGAACGCGACCACCGCUCAAACCGGCAUAUGGAAGAGCACAAAUUGCAGUAUUAGCCAUGACGAGAACCAAGGAUGCGGCACUGUCUUCACUGAGCCCUUCAACUACGGCUCCGAGUUCAAUGCGAACGGCGGUGGCGUCUAUGCGAUGGAGUGGACCAAUGACUCUAUCAAGGUUUGGUUCUUCCCACCUACUAACGUCCCCUUCUCUCUCUCGAACGGCGAGAUCCCUGAUUCGGAGACAUUUGGUACCCCGAGCGCAAGUUUUUCGGGACCAUGCUCUGGCUCUUUCAGUGAAAAAUUCUUCAACCAUAGCAUUGUCAUUGACACUACGUUCUGUGGCGGGUGGGCAGGCGACGCGUUUGGUGUUGGCAGCUCAUCGUGUCCGCUUAAAGAAGGCCUGAGUCCGCGGGAUAGUUGUGUGGACUUUGUGGCAAGUAACCCUGAGGCCUUUAAGGACGCGUACUGGGGAAUCAGGAGCGUCAAGGUCUGGGAGAAGGUACCAGGUUUCACGGUUCAAGGCCUUGCAAUACCUGGACUCGCCCUACCGACGCCGGUUGCGACGAUCGAACCUCUUGAUGUUCUGAUCAAGGGAUCUGUAUCGAAAAAUGUCUCGACCCCGAUCACAACUUUUGGGCCUCUACAUGUUUCACCCUUGACUGGGGGAGUACUCAGUGCUGAUGACGAUAGCGAAGACCUUGUUGAUGAUGAUGAGGACAGCAUUGGGGACGACUUGGGAGACAUUUGGGAUGCCACCGAUGAUCCUUUUGAUGACGAUCCCUUGUCCGAUCUCCUCGAUACGGAAGAGCCUAGUGCUAUCAUUAUUGCGGUCGAUGUAGAUCCUUUCACUUCUGAAGCUGCUGUGCUUCUUGAUCAGACUGGAUCAACCCUGUACGGCGGCGGCAGUGUUCAUCUCCCCUCAAAAGCACCUGCUUUCCCUUCUGUUCGCGCUCCAUUCGGCGUCGGCAACACGGAGAAUCCUAAAGACUUCUUCCCACCAAAAUUAUCGCUACCGUUGCCUACAAAGGAACCUCGAAUUCCUGCUCCAAAAGGUCUGACAGGUAUCAUACCUCCACUUCUCCAAAGUGGUCCACCAGUGCGCCAGCAGAAUCCCGCCCCGAGUGGAUUCGUAGGCGUCCAGAGACCGAAUACACUUCCCCUGCUACUUCCGAAUCCCGUCGGUGAUGUGGCCCAACCGGGAUUGGAGGUUCUUCCCGUCAGCAACCCAGAGAGCACUACGACCGAACUGUCCCUUUCCGACCCUGUCGCACCAGUAGCUGUUCCCCUGCUCAAUGCUUCCAGCCUUAGCAUUCCAGGAGUCAACGUUUCCACGGUCGACGCCUCAGUGGUUGUUCCCCAGCUCAAUGCUUCCAGCCUUACCGUCACAGGACUUAACGUUUCCACGGUCGACACCCCAGUAGCUGUUCCCCAGCCCAAUACUUCCAGCUUUAGCUUCCCAGAAGUUGAUGCUCCCGAGCUCGACGCCCCACCUGUACUGGUAACGCCAAGCGGAGACAAUACGGGCCUUCCACCUCUUCAGCACAGCAAUCCUCUUAUUCCUGCCGGUAUUGGCCACACAGCAUUUGUUCCGCCUAGCAUUCGCGAUAGCCCCAUAGUCAGUCUCUGGUAUUCGUUUGGCCCUGAGCUCAAGCAAAAGCUUAUUACUGCGGCGACAAACUUGCCUCCACCCACCCUCGGAAGCAGCCCUCUAAAUGACCUUUGGGCUUCUUUGAGCCCUGAGCUAAAGAGUGAAGUCUUGAGUGCUGCGAGAAAUCUGCCUGCUUCGACGCCCGAGAACUCGGUCCCCACCAUAUCAGAUUUGAUCAAUGCUGCUUCAAGCGGGAAGAUUACAGAUGACGUCAGUCCACUGGGGCUGCCGACAUUGGAUAUUCCGCCUGCUGUGAAGCCUGCUGGUGGACUGUUGGGCUUCCUGGACGCAAACACGAAGAAUAAGCUGAAGGCUUUGUUUGGACAAACUUCAGCAGCCCCAACAGGCGGUGACAUCCUGAAGCGACAGGUCUCAGUCUCGAGUCCAGUCGCAAGUCCGGCGGUACUGAACAACCUACAGCCACUUCCUGCAGUGAUUGGGAGCACAGCACCGGCAAACCUGUCUCAGCCCGCAGUCCCAGUCUUCAAGCUGACACCCAAUGUACCCGUCACUGCGCUGACCACGACUGAUACAUCGAAGGCUAUGACAGGCCUUUUCAGUUUCCUUGACGACAGCACAAAGGAACAGAUAGCGGACUUGUUGCUUGGGGCCAACUCAUCGACCGUAGACGUUUCGCAGCCAGACGUGGAUGUUGUAGGCGAAGUCACACGUCGCUCACAUGUACCUGGGAAAGUACUACCGACCUGGGACGUUGCCAAGCCUGGUCUCCUCUCAGACACACUUUACACGUUGGAUGGUAUCAUCAAAACAGUCGCCGCUCUUGAUGGUGAGAGUUCGGACAUUGUAACAAACAACACUUGGGAUGCUCUGAACGUUCAGAAUUUGCUGCCACUUAAAAACUCAAUUGAUUCCAUCGAUAUCAAUGACAGAGUGAAGCUCGCGGACUUCCUGACGGGGGAUAAGGCCAUCUCCAACGACGUUGGAAGUUUGAUAGCUCUGGUUCUGCUUGGUGAUGGCACCACGAAAGCAUCUGAAUUGCAGGACAUUAUGAACGCCGCGAACAACUACGCUCGUUCGCCAAACGAUGAGACGAUGAACGCGUUCAUGGAAAUCCUUCAAGAUGCGGCAAACUCGCUCUACGAUCACACUCUCGCUGACAUAAACGUCUUCCCAGUAUACAGUCGUCUCCACGCUCGCGACGCUGCUUCUAACUGGACUCCGCAAGACAAGCUUGCUCUUGCACAAAACAUCUAUGCUCUGUGCCCGGCUCCUGCUCUCAUCGGCAUCCCCUUCCCGUCACCCUACGAGCUUGCGACCGACUUGCUAAACCCGAGCAAGACUCUCGAAGACGCCACGGCGGCCUUCCGACUUAAGUUGCAAGCCUACUUCGACGUCACUGUGCAAGGCUGCUGGGGCAAGAUCAACCAAUGGCUUGCAUGGCGUCAGCUUCUCCGCAAGCCUGGGACUUCCACCAUCUUGCCCUUCCCUAUCCCAAAAACUGCGAGCAUGCGCAUUCGGGAAAGACAAACGGACGGCGGCGCGCUCCAAAAUUCCGACCCACAAGGCCUCCUUGAGCAGCAGAUCUACACCAUCUGCCCUAAGCCAGACACCUUCUCCACCGACCAACUGAUCGCCGAACUUGAAGAUGCGAACACCUCUAUCGAGGUCGCGAUCAGUCAUUUCCAGAACGAGCUAUGGGCGUAUAUGGCGAAGCUGCAAUCCUGUUCGGACCAAAUCAGAACUUACGGACCGAAGCUCAAGGCCCUCAUCGCGCCUCCUUCCUUUAACACCACCGACCACGCAAAGAUGAAUCGCCAUCAUGCUCGCCAGAUUAUACCGGGUCUCGCCGGUCUACCUCCCCAAGCGCUCUUGCAAUACUUGGCCAAGCAGCAGCAGAGUGGUGCACCCUCGUCUUUUGAGUUGCAGAAGAUUAUCUAUGACGCUCUUCUCGCAGAUUUUAGCGCUGCGAACCCCGCCCUCCCCGUCGCGUCUCCUGGCUUCCGUUCCCGCAUCCUAAGAAGCGUCCCCUCUAAGCGUCAGGAAGACCAAAACGGCGUCAUCCCCGAAUCUGAAGCCCCGGCCGACCUCGACGCCAUCCUCGGACCCCACGGCACACUCGACCCUUUCGGUGCCCUUGGCCCUCAGAUCGCCGCCCCUGACGCUUCCACUACGCCCACGGCGGACCCCCACGACAAGCCUAACGGCUCCGACGACCAGCUCUACGACCUGCCUGACACGGCUGUCGACGAGGCUAGUCCGGAGGUCGAUAAGGCGCUGCAGCAGGGCGAGCAGGACCCGUUUGGCCAGCUGCAGUACGACAAGGACGUCAGUCCCGAGGACGCGAUGGGAAAGCUAGAGAGCAAGGAGUUUCUGGGCAAGUUGAGGAAUCACGAGCAAAGCGAACAGAGCGGGAAGUAUCUGGGGGAUCCGAAGGACGUGGAGGACUUCGUGGACAAGUAUUAUCCUGGAGGUCAGCACGCAAGAAUUACGUACUUGGGGGACCCGCAGGACGUGGAGGACUUUGUGGACAAGUAUUAUCCCGAUGGAGGUAAGGUGGUGACCUGA
Didymosphaeria variabile is the source of this 4746-nucleotide messenger RNA. RefSeq lists its product as uncharacterized. The transcript has 5 exons. The coding region runs from base 1 to 4746 and encodes 1581 amino acids. Lineage: Eukaryota; Fungi; Ascomycota; Dothideomycetes; Pleosporales; Didymosphaeriaceae. Gene Ontology annotation, biological process: anaphase-promoting complex-dependent catabolic process; glucan catabolic process. Gene Ontology annotation, cellular component: anaphase-promoting complex. Gene Ontology annotation, molecular function: hydrolase activity, hydrolyzing O-glycosyl compounds. The record is from RefSeq and is a predicted model, not a curated record.